UUUAUACGCUUGCUUGACAAUUACAAUAUGCGUGUGACAGAUCCGGAGUAUUUCACAGAGCAAAAAAUGAGCGAAACUUGGGAUUUUCUCAACUCUAUCAUGGCAACCAAUGUGAUGAAAAGGACACAUCAAUUUCUCGUCAGUCUGAAUAUGACCUCACCGGAUCAGGAGAAAUUCAAAUCAGUCCUGUUCGACAUGUGGUUCGCGUUCGAUCGACCCAGAGAGUGA
Molecule: messenger RNA, 228 nt
Organism: Echinostoma caproni
Lineage: Eukaryota; Metazoa; Platyhelminthes; Trematoda; Plagiorchiida; Echinostomatidae
Source: the annotation of a GenBank genome assembly